AUGAAGAUAAAAAAGAUGAAUAUGGUCUCUGUUAAAAAUCUUGAUCCACUUUAUAAGAUAUUUGAUUGGGUAAAGAAGCAGAAAACUCCUAGCAUAGAAGACUUAAAGAUUCCCAACUGGAUCACUGGGUGGCUAGAUUCACAGAUGAACUGGCCAGCCAAGCCACAAUUUGAAAAAACAGUCGCAUACUUUACUGAAAAUAUUUCAACCAGAAAUUAUAUUUCGGGCUAUAUUGUAAAGCAGUUUGUUCUCUUUCACAGAGCACCAGGCGUAUGCACAGCAAAAAUAAUUAUUGGAACUUUUAAAAAAGACUUUAUUAUGUUUCGGAACCGGCUGCAUAGACUUAAUGUACAAAUCUCGCUCAGCACAGUAAAGAUGCCAUGCGCACAAAAAGAGUUAAAUGCACUUCUAUAAAAUAUUUCUACCUUCUUAUAUAUAAUCCAAAGUACAGUUCUCUUACAAAUAUUAGUACAAAAAUAAAAUUAAAGCAUAGGCGAAUUAAGCAGUGCUUUUCGGGUUAUUUCGAGGUAUAGGCAUCUAAAUAAAUUAUUGAGCUGCACAAAAACAUAUCAUAGUGUAACAAUAAAUUGUGAACUAACCA
Molecule: messenger RNA, 601 nt
Organism: Nematocida parisii ERTm1
Lineage: Eukaryota; Fungi; Microsporidia
Exons: 1
Coding region: 1-414 (137 amino acids)
Source: RefSeq, a predicted model, not a curated record